AUGGCGGGACCUGGGGGUUGGAGGGACAAGGAGGUCACGGAUCUGGGCCACUUGCCGGAUCCCACUGGAAUAUUCUCACUGGAUAAAACCAUUGGCCUUGGUACUUAUGGCAGAAUCUAUUUGGGACUCCAUGAAAAGACUGGUGCACUUACAGCUGUUAAAGUGAUGAAUGCUCGUAAGACCCCUUUACCUGAAAUAGGGAGGCGAGUGAGAGUGAAUAAAUAUCAAAAGUCUGUCGGAUGGAGAUACAGUGAUGAAGAAGAAGAUCUCAGGACUGAACUCAACCUUUUGAAGAAGUACUCUUUCCACAAGAACAUUGUGUCCUUCUAUGGUGCAUUUUUCAAGCUGAGUCCCCCUGGCCAGAGACAUCAACUUUGGAUGGUGAUGGAGUUAUGUGCAGCAGGCUCAGUCACUGAUGUAGUGAGAAUGACCAGAAAUCAGAGUUUGAAAGAAGAUUGGAUUGCUUAUAUCUGCCGAGAAAUCCUCCAGGGCUUAGCUCAUCUUCAUGCACACCGUGUAAUUCACCGGGACAUCAAAGGUCAGAAUGUGCUACUGACUCAUAAUGCUGAAGUAAAACUAGUGGAUUUUGGAGUGAGUGCCCAGGUGAGCAGAACUAAUGGGAGGAGAAAUAGCUUCAUUGGGACACCAUACUGGAUGGCACCUGAGGUGAUUGACUGUGAUGAGGACCCCAGACGCUCCUAUGAUUACAGAAGUGAUGUGUGGUCCGUGGGAAUCACUGCUAUUGAAAUGGCUGAAGGGGCUCCUCCCCUGUGUAACCUUCAGCCUUUGGAAGCCCUAUUCGUUAUUUUGCGAGAAUCUGCUCCCAAAGUCAAAUCCAGCGGAUGGUCCCGCAAGUUCCAUAAUUUCAUGGAAAAGUGCAUGAUAAAAAAUUUCUUAUUUCGUCCUACUUCUGCAAACAUGCUUCAUCACCCAUUUAUUCGGAAUAUAAAAAAUGAAGGGCAUGUUGUUGAAUCAUUAAAGAAGCACCUUACUGGAAUCAUUAAAAAGAGACAGAAAAAAGGAAUACCUCUGAUCUUUGAAAGAGAAGAAGCUCUUAAGGAGCAGUAUACCAUGAGAAGAUUCAGGGGACCUUCUUGUACUCAUGAGCUUCUGAGAUUGCCUACCAGCAGUAGAUGCAGACCACUUAGAGUCCUGCAUGGAGAACCCUCUCAGCCAAGGUGGUUACCUGAUCGAGAAGAGCCACAGGUUCAGGCCCUUCAGCAUCUCCAGGGAGCAGCCAGGGUGUUCAUGCCACUACAGGCUCAUGACAGUGCACCUAGGCCUCUACAGGGGCAAGCCCAGGCACCUCAGCGACUACAGGGGGCAGCUCGGGUGUUCAUGCCACUACAGGCUCAGGUUAAGGCUAAGGCAUCCAAGCCCCUACAGAUGCAGAUGAAGGCACCUCCACGACUACAGAGGACAGCCUGGAUGCUUAUGCCACUACAGGCUCAGGUUAAAGCCCCUAGGCCUCUAAAGGUACAGGCCCAGGUACCCAAAGAGCAGCAGGCUCAGGCCCAGCCCCAGGCCUCAGGAGAGCCGCAGGAUCUGGACCAGGUACCAGAGGAAGUUCAAGGGCAAGAUCAGGUACCUGAACAACAGCAAAGGCAGGGCCAGGUCCCUGAACAACAGCAGAGACAGAACCAGGUACCUGAACAGCAGCUGGAGCAGAACGGGGUACCCGAGCAGCCAGAGGUACAGGAACAGGCUGCUGAGCCUACACAGGCAGAGACAGAAGCAGAGGAACCUGAGUCAUUACGAGUACAUGCCCAGGUAUUCCUGCCCCUACUGUCACAGAACCACCACGUGCUGUUGCCACUACAUUUGGAUACUCAGGUGCUCAUUCCAGUAGAGGGGCAAAAUGAAAGGUCACCUCAAGCACAGGCCUGGGCACUAGAGCCCACGCCGGCAGUUGGCUCUGUUCAAGCACUGAUAGAGGGACUAUCAAGAGACUUACUUCGAGCACCAAACUCACAUAACUCAAAGCCACUUGGUCUACUGCAAACCCUGAUGGAAAACCUGUCAUCAGACGUGUUUUACUCUCAACCAGAACAAGCACGGAAGAAAAAAUCAAAAGUUUCUAGUCUAAGGCAGGCAUUGGCAAAAAGACUAUCACCAAAGAGGUUCCGGGCAAAGUUGUCACGCAGACCUGAAGAGUUUGAGCUAUCAGAUUUAGAAGCCCACAGGCAAAGACGCCAACGCAGAUGGGAGGAUAUCUUUAAUCAGCAUGAGGAAGAAUUGAGACAAGUUGCAAAUGAAAAGGAAGAUGAAUCAUCAGAUAAUGAUGAAGUAUUUCAUUCGAUUCAGGCUGAAGUCCAAAUAGAACCAUUGCAGCCAUACAUUCCAAAUCCUAAAGAAAAUGAGGUCCAAGAGAGAUCUAUUUCUAUGCCUUACAACCAGGAUCAUGUACAUCGUGUCAAGUUCUCUUCAAGUGUUCCUCAGCGGUCUCUUUUGGAACAAGCUCAGAAGCCCAUUGACAUCAGACAAAGAAGUUCGCAAAAUCCUCCGAAUUGCCCAGCAGCAUCAGAAUCUUCUUCUGAGGAAGAGAGCCCUGUGACCAGGAGGAGGUCCCAGUCAUCACCACCUUAUUCUACUAUUGAUCAGAGGUUGCUGGUUGACAUUCAUGUUCCAGAUGGAUUUAAAGUAGGAAAAAUAUCACCCCCCGUUUACUUGACAAAUGAAUGGGUAGGCUAUAAUGCACUCUCUGAAAUCUUCCGGAAUGAUUGGUUAACUCCUGCACCUGUCAUUCAGCCACCUGAAGAGGAUGGUGAUUAUGUUGAACUCUAUGAUGCUGGUGAUGAUGAUGAUUCUAAUGAUGCUUAUGAAGAUACUUAUGACCAUGACAAUGGCUGUGAUGAGUUGGAUAACCAGGUUGAUCAGGCUAAUGAUGCUGGUGAAGACCAAGACGAUGAUGACAAUGAUGAGGUUGUUGAUGACAAAGACAAUAAUCAUGAUGAUGCUCCUAGUUGGCCAAGGCCAAGCUGUGGCAGAGGUGGAAGCUACAAGCAAGAUGGUAAAGAUGGAAGUGAUGGAGGGGAAGGAACUUUCAGCAGCAAUGGAAGCCAGAGAGCUAGUAGAAGCCACGGAGGAAGUACAGCCACUAGGGGCAGUGCAGCCAUUGGAGACCAUGAAGGACACAGAGCCAAUACAGGCAGUGGAAGAAGAGGCAAAGAGAGUAAUGGAAAUGAGGGAGUCAGUAGAACCAAUGAAGAGAGUGAAGCCCUUGAACUCAAUGGAGAAGAAAAUUGCUCAGAGAUAGAUGAUCCAGUAUUGGAGAGACCAGCAUCCCAGGAAUUUGAACAUAAACCAGAGGAGUCAGGUGGUAGAAGUGAAGCCUCAAAUGCUGUUGCCUCAGGCGCUGCACCUGCAGCACCUGGUGAUGAGAAUGACACUAUGGACAUAUCAGAAGUAUCAACAGAAUCAGAUUUUUCUGCCAGCCACUCAUCUCCUUCCAAUGGUUCUGAAGGGGCUGCAAAUGCUGAUUUUGCCAGUACCAUCUUAUAUGCUGGAUUAGUGGAAGUACCUGAGAAAUCAUCUAAGCAACCCUCUGAAGUCAAUGUUAACCCACUCUAUGUCUCUCCUGAAUGUAAAAAACCACUAAUCCACAUGUAUGAAAAGGAAUUCACUUCUGAGAUCUGCUGUGGUUCUUUGUGGGGAGUGAAUUUGCUGUUGGGAACUCGAUCAAAUCUGUAUCUGAUGGACAGAAGUGGAAAGGCAGACAUUACUAAACUUAUAAAGCGAAGACCAUUCCGUCAAAUUCAAGUUGUAGAGCCACUCAAUUUGCUGAUUACCAUCUCCGGCCAUAAGAACAGACUUCGGGUGUAUCAUUUGACCUGGCUGAGAAACAAGAUUUUGAAUGAUGAUCCAGAAAGUAAAAGAAGACAAGAGGAAAUGCUCAAGACAGAGGAAGCCUGCAAAGCUAUUGAUAAGUUGACAGGCUGUGAACACUUCAGCGUCCUGCAACAUGAAGAAACAACAUAUAUUGCAAUUGCUUUGAAAUCAUCAAUUCACCUGUAUGCAUGGGCACCAAAGUCCUUUGAUGAAAGCACUGCCAUUAAAGUGAUGUGCAUUGAUCAAUCAGCAGACUCCGAAGGAGACUACAUGUCCUAUGAAGCCUAUAUACGAAUACUGGCAAAAAUACAGGCAGCUGAUCCAGCAAACCGGUUUAAGAGACCAGAUGAGCUCCUUCAUUUGCUGAAGCUCAAGGUGUUUCCAACACUUGGUCAUAAGCCAGUGACAGUUGACCUGGCUAUUGGUUCUGAAAAAAGACUAAAGAUUUUCUUCAGCUCAGCAGAUGGAUAUCACAUCAUUGAUGCAGAAUCUGAGGUUAUGUCUGAUGUGACCCUGCCAAAUAAUCCCCUGGAAAUCAUUAUACCACAGAAUAUCAUCAUUUUACCUGAUUCUUUGGGAAUUGGCAUGAUGCUCACUUUCAAUGCUGAAGCCCUUUCCAUGGAAGCAAAUGAACAACUCUUCAAGAAGAUCCUUCAAGUGUGGAAAGACAUACCAUCUUCAGUAGCUUAUGAGUGUUCACAGCGAGCCACAGGAUGGGGCCAAAAAGCCAUUGAAGUCCGCUCUUUGCAGUCAAGGGUUCUGGAAAGUGAACUGAAGCGCAGGUCAAUUAAGAAGCUGAGAUUUCUGUGUACCCGAGGUGACAAGCUGUUCUUUACCUCUAUCCUGCGCAAUCGCCACAGCCGGGUUUACUUCAUGACCCUUGGAAAACUUGAAGAGCUCCAAAGCAAUUAUGGUGUUUAAAAGGUUCCAAUGAUUUAUUAUAAAAAUUACAAACAUCAUAAAUAUGCAAUUUGCAUUUUAAAUUUCUGAGAUUAAAUGAGCAUUCAGUUUUACUGGUAGGGAAAAAUUAAAUCAGAUACUUUUAAUGUAGCACAGAAUAGUUUUAAUGAGAAAUGUAGCUUUAUAUAUAAAAUUAACUAUAGCAAGCUCUAUGUACUCCAAUGGUGUACAAUAUCUUUUGCACAAACCUUGUAACUUUUGUUACUGUGAAUUCAAACAUUACUCUUUGGACAGUUUGGACAGUAUCCAUAUUCAGAAUUUACAACAUGGAGUUAAGAAACCUGUAAUAAGUUAGAUUCCAAACAGUUUUCAAAAGAGUUGGCCCUGAAUGAGGGGGAUUUUUUUGGAAAAAAUAAAAAUAGCAACAAACCAUAUGCAAAUUUGCCAAGUCCUAUAAAGAACCAAAGGUUAGAUUAUGAAAUGAAAAUAAUAAGGACUAAACAUAAACCAGACUAAGGCUGAACAACCGCAUGCCUGGAGAAAACUACAGUGAUAAAGGCGGAAAGGCCACCCAUUUCCUCAUUGCUCCAUGACAGUUAAGCCCACAGACAGAGAACAGUUGUGUUCUUUCACCCCAUGUUAAGCUGGUUUUCUCCUGAUAAGAAGAAAGGAAGAAAGCCUCAGAUGCUUGAUUUUCCUCAGAAACUCCAAAGAUGUGUAAUAGCUGUUUUUAAAAACCACCAAAUAAUACACUUG
This is a messenger RNA of Lipotes vexillifer (Yangtze River dolphin), 5484 nucleotides long. It is a transcript of the gene NRK, whose product is annotated as Nik related kinase. The record is from RefSeq and is a predicted model, not a curated record. Gene Ontology annotation, molecular function: protein kinase activity; ATP binding. The coding region runs from base 1 to 4749 and encodes 1582 amino acids. Gene Ontology annotation, cellular component: cytosol. Gene Ontology annotation, biological process: positive regulation of JNK cascade; protein phosphorylation. The transcript has 29 exons. NCBI's taxonomy places the organism in Eukaryota, Metazoa, Chordata, Mammalia, Artiodactyla, Lipotidae.